AUGGAGAAGGAGAAGGAGAAAAACAAAGAGAAGGGAGAGGGGAUAAACAUUUCAGAAGGGCUGCCAACGGAAACAAGUCCGUACACACAGUACAAGGACUUGGAGGAUUACAAGGAACAAGGAUACGGCACACACGGCCACCUCGAGACCAAGCCUGGCCACGGCGCCGCUGCCUCCACCGAUGCUCCCACCACAGCUGGUGCCGACGCUAUUAACCGCAAGGGAAUGCCAGCCCUCCCUUACCGGCCGAUGUCUGUCUCCGCCGUCAUCUGCAAAGCCCGCCGCCGCCGACGUCCAAAAUCUCCAGCAGGGCACGCCGUCGAAAUACAGUCGCCGGAAAAUGACUAG
Striga hermonthica is the source of this 348-nucleotide messenger RNA. Lineage: Eukaryota; Viridiplantae; Streptophyta; Magnoliopsida; Lamiales; Orobanchaceae. The record is from the annotation of a GenBank genome assembly.